CAGCGCGGGCCGGGCCGGGGCGGCGCCGCCGCGAAGUUGUCGAGGCCGCGGGGCGGGCGCGGGAUGGACGCGCUGCGGUCGGCGGGGCGCGCCCUGCUGCGGAGCCCCAGCGUCGCCAAGCCGUCCUGGGCCGGCGGCCGCCACAAGAAGCUCCCAGAGAACUGGACCGAUACCCGAGAGACACUGCUGGAGGGGGUGCUCUUCAGCCUCAAGUACCUGGGCAUGACGCUGGUGGAGCAGCCGAAGGGUGAGGAGCUCUCUGCAGCUGCUGUCAAAAGGAUCGUUGCAACUGCAAAAGCAAGUGGAAAGAAACUGCAGAAAGUUACUCUGAAGGUCUCACCCAGAGGGAUCGUGUUAAAUGACAGCAGAACUAAUGAGCUGAUCGAGAACAUCUCCAUAUACAGGAUAUCCUACUGCACGGCAGACAAGAUCCACGAUAAAGUGUUUGCCUACAUUGCCCAGAACCAGCUCAAUGAGAACCUGGAGUGCCAUGCCUUCCUCUGUACCAAACGGAAAAUGGCCCAGGCAGUCACCCUCACUGUAGCUCAGGCGUUCAAAAUAGCGUUUGAGUUGUGGCAAGCCUCCAAGGAAGAGAAGGAAAAGCGGGAAAGGUCCAUCCUGGAAGGAGAAGGGUCGAGCAGCCCAAACUUGGAUGCCCAUGCUUGCCCUGACACACCAGUCACGGCGAACUUGCUGGAUUUAGAAGAUCCUGCCAAAUUGACUCUGAGUGGCAGUGCAAACUCUGUACAUUUAGAUAACAGCAUGUUUGGGCCCAGCUCCUCUGUAAAUAACAACAUGAUGUGGGAAAUGGAUGAUGGUCUCGACGAGGCAUUUUCAAGACUUGCUCAGUCGAGAACAAACCCUCACGUUCUCGACACGGGACUGACAGCUCAGGACAUCCAGAGCGCAGAAAUGCUUUCACCUGUAGAUUGGGAUAAAAUAGAUCCAAAUACAGGCGAGAAAGAUGAUGUGUUCAUGUUUUGAAAUCAAAUUCAUCUAAUAGCUGAUAUUAGAAUAACCACUAAAAGUCUGUGGACUGAAUAAUGCUCUUCCAGGUGCUGUACACAAGGGACUCUUCUGAGGGAUCUUCAAGUCAGAUGAUGUUAUGGCACGACUUAGACCAAAGCUUUAGAAAUCUAAUGCCGAGAGGGUUUUUUUUACCUUGCUUUUAUCUAAACUGUGAGAUGCUCUUGAACGUAUUUAUUCAUAGCUGUUGCAGUUUACAUACAUUAUUGGAAGGUGUGUAGAGCAUCUACAGUAUUUGGUUGCAAUAUACCAUGGAAGAACCAUCAGCAGUGCCUGUUCCUCUCUGCAAAAGACUAUGCAACACCAAAGUCUCUGCGUAUACGCGUUUCUAGACAAAGAUCUGCAGAUGCAAAUGCAGCUGCAAGCACGACUGUUACUAAGCUACUGUUUCUUGAACAACACAUCACCUGCCUAGGCUAAGGGGAAGAGAGUUGCUGCAGCUGCUAGCAAUGAUAAAAUCAAAGAGGUAGCAAAGAUGUUGUUUUUGUUGGGAAUGUCUGUGAUGCUCUCACAGUUGUCAAUCACCCAUACAUAUUCUGGCUUUUUCUUUGACAGCUUCUUAAAGGAAUUGACGCUUUUUACCCAAAGAUUCUAUGAAGUUCUGCACUUUAAAACUUUAACCGAAAGCAAUGGUCCAAAAUGGCAAACUAAGCAGUGCCUGUAAUAUCUCUUGAGAAGCUAUUUAUCCCUCUUCCAAAACAAACGAACGAACAAAAAAAAAAUCAGUGUUUCAGGUCUCUUUCAAAACUGACUGCUCACAUGCACUGUUUCUGAUAUGACUCGAAAUACUAAGGCUCAGUUGCAUUGUUGGUUUAAAAGUAAAGCCACCAGGGAGUAACCAAUCUGCUUUUCUAAAGUGUGUUGAAAGUUGCAGGUUGUCUGAAUCCAGUAGCACAAUAGAUUUGUGUUCUUAGCUCUGCUAAGUGGAUUUGGCCAUGCGUGCCUUUUUACUGUCUCAAAACUAUUUGGUAGUUGUCCACUCAAUAGACUCAGAUGGAAUUGGAUUAGACAAGACCAGUACUUGGAUGUUCAGUUAGCAAAAGGUGCCCCUUUCAGUGGUACUCCAGUCCUCUUCCCCCUAUAGUCACAUCUGCUGUGAGGCUUAAGAAGCUCUUUUCAUCUAUUUGUGGAACUGAAAAUAAGUAAUGGAGGUAUAAAGCUUAUGCUAAUUAAAAGAUUAAGUUUAAUAAUCCUAAAUAGUUGCACUGACAGUUUGUAAUGUUUGUGGCCUUCUGUGAAGUAUACUAAGUAUACUAAGCUGUUUUAUAGAUUUGUAACUUGGACCUUGGCUUUGAAACACUAAUUCAUUCCUCAGACAGCUCUUUAUAAUUCUUUGUUUGCUAGUAAACAAACAAACAAACAAAACCUCUUUGUCAGCUGUAACAGUUUGUUAGGAAACAGCUGAAUGACUCUAACUUAGAUUUGAUUUUUUUCUCUAUUAUUGUGAUAAGGUAUUGAGGACUUGGGAAGCCAACUCAUCAUGUCUCUUAAUAAAAUGUGUUCCCUGUUUAUUCUGCAAAAUUGUGUUUAGAGCAAUUUUACAUCUUGAACCUACUGUGCCCAUGACUUACUUGAUGUCAUGUGUAGCAUCGGUCUCUUGCGAUUGAAGGAAUUACUCAAAGUUCAUCCAUGCUACAGAGGCACACAGUAGAGACAUGAACCUAAUGGACUGUGAGGCUUUCUCUGUACAUUGAUAUUUCUCCUUUUCUAGAGAUUUGAGAAUCAUAUACUGAAAUGCACAAUACUAUAUAUGUAUGUAUAUAGUUUUUAAGAAAACCUAAUGCUGUAAACAAUAUCUGUAUGGAGAAAAUAAAUAUUCUGCCAUUUUUUGGAGCA
Molecule: messenger RNA, 2862 nt
Organism: Cygnus atratus (black swan)
Lineage: Eukaryota; Metazoa; Chordata; Aves; Anseriformes; Anatidae
Gene: LDLRAP1
Product: low density lipoprotein receptor adaptor protein 1
Exons: 9
Coding region: 64-984 (306 amino acids)
Cellular component (GO): early endosome
Source: RefSeq, a predicted model, not a curated record